Messenger RNA from Hipposideros armiger (great roundleaf bat), 1354 nucleotides. It is a transcript of the gene PGK2, whose product is annotated as phosphoglycerate kinase 2. Gene Ontology annotation, molecular function: ADP binding; ATP binding; phosphoglycerate kinase activity. The record is from RefSeq and is a predicted model, not a curated record. Gene Ontology annotation, cellular component: extracellular exosome; sperm fibrous sheath; cytosol. Gene Ontology annotation, biological process: glycolytic process; gluconeogenesis. Lineage: Eukaryota; Metazoa; Chordata; Mammalia; Chiroptera; Hipposideridae. The transcript has a single exon. The coding region runs from base 101 to 1354 and encodes 417 amino acids.
GGCUGGGCCAAGGAGAUGGGCGUUAGAAACACCACCCACCCAGCCUUCCAGCAGCACUGAAGUGGUUCUUCAGCAUUUUAUUCGCAUUUGUAUUCUCAAAAUGUCUCUCUCUAGGAAGCUAACUUUGGAUAAACUGGAUGUUGAAGGAAAACGAGUUGUUAUGAGAGUAGACUUCAAUGUUCCCAUGAAGGAGAACCAGAUUACAAACAACCAGAGAAUCAAGGCUUCCAUCCCAAGCAUCAAGUACUGCCUGGAUAAUAAAGCCAGGUCAGUUGUUCUUAUGAGUCAUCUAGGUCGACCUGACGGUGUUCCCAUGCCUGAUAAAUACUCCUUGGAGCCUGUUGCUGCUGAGCUCAAAUCCUUGCUGGGUAAGGAUGUUCUGUUCCUGAAGGACUGUGUGGGCCCAGAAGUAGAGAAAACCUGUGCCAACCCACCUGCUGGUUCAGUGAUCUUGCUGGAGAACCUCCGCUUUCAUGUAGAGGAAGAAGGGAAGGGCCAAGAUCCUUCUGGAAAUAAGAUUAAAGCUGAGCCAUAUAAAAUAGAAGCCUUCCGAGAGUCACUCUCCAAGCUAGGGGACGUCUAUGUCAACGAUGCAUUUGGCACUGCUCACCGGGCCCACAGCUCCAUGGUGGGAGUGAAUCUGCCUCAGAAGGCCUCUGGAUUCCUGAUGAAGAAGGAGCUGGAUUUCUUUGCCAAAGCCCUGGAAAACCCAGAGAGACCCUUUCUGGCUAUACUUGGUGGAGCUAAAGUGGCAGACAAGAUCCAACUCAUCAAAAAUAUGCUUGACAAGGUCAAUGAGAUGAUUAUUGGUGGUGGGAUGGCUUAUACCUUCCUCAAGGUACUCAACAACAUGGAGAUUGGUACUUCCCUGUUUGAUGAAGAGGGAGCCACGAUUGUCAAAGAUAUCAUGGCCAAAGCCAAUAAAAAUGGAGUUAACAUUACCUUUCCUGUUGACUUCGUCAUUGCUGACAAGCUUGAGGAGAAUGCUAAGGUUGGCCAAGCCACUGUUGCAUCAGGCAUACCUGCUGGCUGGAUGGCUUUGGACUGUGGUCCUGAGACCAACAAAAAGUAUGCUCAAGUUGUAGCCAAAGCCAAUCUAAUAGUGUGGAAUGGACCGGUCGGGGUAUUUGAAUUGGAAGCCUUUGCUAAGGGAACCAAAGCCCUUAUGGAUGAAAUUGUGAAAGCCACUUCUAGGGGCUGUAUCACCAUUAUAGGAGGUGGAGACACUGCUACUUGCUGUGCCAAGUGGAAUACUGAAGAUAAAGUGAGCCACCUGAGCACUGGAGGAGGUGCCAGUCUAGAGCUUCUGGAAGGUAAAGUCCUUCCUGGAGUGGAUGCCCUCAGCAACCUGUAG